Neltuma alba is the source of this 372-nucleotide messenger RNA. RefSeq lists its product as uncharacterized. The transcript has a single exon. The record is from RefSeq and is a predicted model, not a curated record. Gene Ontology annotation, molecular function: RNA-DNA hybrid ribonuclease activity; nucleic acid binding. NCBI's taxonomy places the organism in Eukaryota, Viridiplantae, Streptophyta, Magnoliopsida, Fabales, Fabaceae. The coding region runs from base 1 to 372 and encodes 123 amino acids.
AUGAAAGAUGAUUUUAUGCGUAACAUUGGGAGAGGUUCGAGCCUCCAUGCCGAACUCUGGGAGAUUAUCUGGGCAUUGAAACGGGCCUGGGACAUGCAGUGGCGUCGAGUCAUUAUCGAAACAGACUGCUGGGAGGCUGUUGAGUUGCUCUCGACUGGGUGGGCAGAGGACCAUAGUGAAGGUCACCUGGUCACUGAAAUCCGGAGCUGGUUGGACAAGGAGUGGCAAGUUUCCUUGGAUCGGUAUCACAGAGACGCUAAUGGCGCUACUGACGCGUUGGCCAAAGAAGCUCUUAAUAUUGAGAUAGGAGCUGUCUUCUUUAGUUCUCCACCUAGUUUAUUAACGCCUCUUCUUGCUUCGGAUAUAGCCUAG